This is a messenger RNA of Lytechinus pictus (painted urchin), 5217 nucleotides long. Its product is annotated as beta-1,4-galactosyltransferase 5-like. The coding region runs from base 84 to 1130 and encodes 348 amino acids. Gene Ontology annotation, cellular component: Golgi apparatus. Gene Ontology annotation, molecular function: UDP-galactose:glucosylceramide beta-1,4-galactosyltransferase activity. The record is from RefSeq and is a predicted model, not a curated record. NCBI's taxonomy places the organism in Eukaryota, Metazoa, Echinodermata, Echinoidea, Temnopleuroida, Toxopneustidae. Gene Ontology annotation, biological process: carbohydrate metabolic process. The transcript has 7 exons.
AGGUAUUCAAAAUCCAAUAAAGCCAAAAAACGCUUUCCGUCAACCUUCAUACGCACAGGUGUUGACUCCAUGUCCAAGUGAAGAUGACCUCCCAAGCCUCUGAGCAGUCGAGAGUGAAAGGCACUGGUAAUACCCUACCAUCACGUUCUGAAUCGUAUUCAAUUCCGUCUGAUGAGAGGCUUACACCCGACAAAGAAGCAUCGACCGUUCAAAAGGUCAAUGAAGGCUUGUUCGGUAAAUUCUUGCCGCGGACCCAAACUUUGGUUGAUAUGGCCAAUAGAACUCUCCCAAGCAUCAUCUUGAAGCGCAAGUCGAUCAGGGAAGCAGCGGAUGAGAUUGACAAGACGAUUACAGAGCUGAACCUCGCUGUCGACAUCGACGACUACCGGCUUCUUCCUGGGGGUCAUUGGAUCCCGUUGUCGUGCAACCCCCGUUGGAAGGUUGCGAUUGUCGUACCGUUUAGAAAUCGCUUUCACCACCUCCCGAUAUUUCUCCGCCACAUUGUGCCAUUGCUGAAGAGACAAAAACUUGAAUUCUCCAUCUUUAUAGCCGAGCAGAGAAAUGACGAACGUUUUAAUCGAGCGAUGUUAAUGAACGUCGGCUUCGUCGAGGCCCUAAAUUUUACGAACUACGACUGCGUGGUCUUCCACGACAUCGAUCAACUUGCCAUCAACGUUAAAAAUUAUUUCGGCUGUGAUAACAUGCCCAGACAUUUUAUAUCUGGUGAAGCAAUAUGGGAAUGGAAGCUAUAUUACGAAGAUCUCUUUGGCGGAGUGACGGGGCUUACCAAACAACAGUUCUAUGACAUCAACGGUCUGCCCAAUAUCUACUGGGGGUGGGGCGGUGAAGACGAUGAAUUCGCAAACAGGGUAAAGGCUAAGGAUCUUAAACGAUCGCGGCCCAAAGGGGAGAUCGGGUACUUCGAUUCCAUCGUCCACGAAAGAAAUGAGUCAAGCCCGUUUAACGAAGCAAGGUUUUGCCUUCUUGGAAACAUAGGUCAAAGGCGAACCACUGACGGUGUAUCAAACUUGAGAUAUGAACAACCGACAAUAGAACUGCAUCCUCUUUACACCAACAUCUCUGUCAACAUCCAAAAGUUACCUUGGAAUCCUCGUUGGAAAAGGUGUUAAGGACAGAAGCAUAUUUAGGUGGUUUGUCUGUGAUAAAUCACCUAUUAAUUUCGUCAGGAUUUUCUUUGUUAUCUUUUUUUAACCGAUAUUUUUCUCUUUUUUAAUUAGGCCAUGUCAACUUUGUCUUAUUUCAUGUCAUGUAUAAAGUCUAUCAUAGACACGCCAGAAUAAGCUUUUCAACGUAAUCAGGUGAUGAUGACGACAUUAAGCCGCCAUUUUGAAAAAUUAUUUUUAUUAAAAAUUUCAUUUUUAUUGAAUUCAUUCGGUACAUCAAUACAAUAUCAAAAUUAAUGUAACAUAAUGCACAUAAAAUAUAUGUAGUUGUUUCAACAUUUAUUUUACUUGAUCAAAAAGAAAUAUCUGCCAGAAUUCAUACAUAAUUAUAAUUGAAACAAGAUCACUUUUCAGGUAACCGAUUGAGUUUCGACUCGUUCUCACAAUUGAUAUAUUAUGUUCGAUUAUGGUAUAUAUUACAGUUGAGAUCUACCUGACAAUAUAAGAUGUUUAGAUCAGAAAGAUGAAUGUACGACUUUAAAUAAAAUCCCAGACAGCUGAUUAUGUUUUGGAAAUACAAUGUUAGAUAUGAUUUUUUUUGUGUGUGAAAUAGAGUUAUAGGUGCUUAGCGAAUUACCCAUAUUAAUCAUGUUAAAUGGCGGUUUGAUGUUGAUAUUUUGUAGGUGAUAAAUGAUACAGUGUAAAAAUAAUGACAUGUCCAUUUAUAUAGCGCUGUGAUUAUGUGCAUAUACUCCACUGCGCUUUGAUGCAUGGUGUCUUAUCAUUACACUGUAAAAAAAAAUGAAGUGCUAUGUUAGCACUUCCAGUGCUUGUAUAGUGAAUGCACUACCAGUGCUGAUUUUCUAGUUCAAAUUUAAACUAGAAAACCAGCACUCGAAGUGCAGUCAAUAUACAAGCACUGUAAGUGCUAAAUUAGCACUUCAUUUUUUACAGUGUACCCCGACCGUAGCUGAGCCGCCAUAGCCAUGACAAAUAAAGGUUGUGUAUUCUACAUGCGAGAAUAUUCUCUCUGGUAUGUGACACUUUGAGUUGAUUAUUUCAUCAAGAUAUAAGGAAACAUGAUGAUUGAUCGAGAUGUUUUUAUGGUAGAUGACAUGUGUAGAUUCGUUAUAUUUUUUCAAAAUAGUUUUGUUCCAUUACUCCGAAAAAAAAGGUUUACCCAAUAUUGGGUCAAAUGGGAAAAAGCAUGUUGGUUGUGUAAAAAGAAAUCAAAUAUUUUGUAAAUUUUAGCAAACAUCCAUGUUCCAUUUUUACCCAAUAUUGAUUAAAAUCUUACUCAGUGAUUUUUUGUUUGGGGUAACAUAAUUGGUGUGGAAAGAAUGUACGGGAAUGGAGUGGUGAAUUUGUGUUUUAUCAUUCAAGUGGGCCUGUAUUACUAGACUACCCAGCUCAGAAUGUCGAAUUAUGCUGGCCAGAUAUGAGCAGUUGGGAACUGGAGAUGGCGCUAUUAUAAAGGCUGCUGGUUCGUUUUGAUUUUAAAGUCAAGGUGUUAACGUCGUCGGUGUUUUGAGUUUCCAUGCAUGGCGAAUGAAUGUAGAGGAUAUUACACCUUUGUACGCUUUAAAAUCCACGGUGUUAUCAUCGGUUCUUUGAGCUUUCAUGAAUAGUAAAUUAUAUUAAUGUCAAGAGCAAUACACUGUAAAAAUGAAGUGCUAAUUUAGCACUUACGGUGCUUGUAUAGCGACUGCACUAGGAGUGUUGAUUUUCUAGUUUAAAUUUGAACUAGAAAAUCAGCACUCGUAGUGCAGACACUAUACAAGCACCUUAAGUGCUAAAUUAGCACUUCAUUUUUACAGUGUAACACCCUUACACAAUUGAUCAAAAGCUGCGGAGUUAAUAUCAACGCUUUGCGUUUUCCCGAAAAGUGAUUGAACGUAAGGGAUAUUAACACAUUUGUACAUUUCAAAAGCCACGGUGUUACAAUAUCAAUUCCUUGCAGUUUCCUGAAUAGUAAAUGAAUGUAAACUAUUUACACCUUUGUAUAUUUAAAAAGCCACGGUGUUAACAUCAGUAUCUCAGUCUUCCAUAAAUUGUGAAUGAAUCCCAUGUAAAAGAAACGCCAAUAUCUUUACUAUGCGUUAUAUACAAAGCAAAUGUGUUAACUGAAACUCUAGUGUUAAAAAAUCAGUUUUAUUAAAAUCAUAUCACAGGUAUCAAUUGGGGAAAUUGAUUUCUUCGAAAUAAUUUUCAUACCAUGUCAUAUUGAUUCGUAAUGUCUCUAAUUUAUAUCUAUGGCGACCCUUGAAAGGCACUUACAGGUCGAGUCCUCCCCAACAAAAAAAAAUGAUUUGAAUAAAAAGAGAAAAAUAAAAAAAACACUGAAAAUUUCAUCAAAAUUGGAUGUAAAAUAAGAAAGUUAUGACAUUUUUAAGUUUCGCUUAAUUUCACAAAACAGUUAUAUGCACAUCCUGGUCGGUAUGCAAAUAAGGGAACUGAUGACAUCACUCACUCACUAUUUCUUUUGUAUUUUAUUAUAUGAAAUAUGAAAUAUUCUAACUUUCUCCUCAUUGUCCUGUGAAACAAAAUGUUUAUUUCUCCCUGAACCUGUGGAAUUAAUAUUGUUUAACAUUUUAUGGUUCAGUCAAGUCGAUCCUUAUUGUCAAGUCUGUAAAAAUUGAAAUAUUGUAUAAUUCAAAUUAAAAAAAUAGUGAGUAAGGUUCAUCAUCGACCUUCUCAUUUGCAUGUCACUGAGAUGUGCAUACAACUGUUUGGUGCAAUAUAAGUAAAACUUUAAAAUGUCAUAGCUGUCUUAUUUUACAUCCGAUUUUGAUGAAAUAUUCAGUGUUAUGCUUGUCGGAUUUUUCUCCUUUUAUUUCAGUCAACUUUUUUUCUGGGGUGGACUUUGUUGUAAACAAUUUAAGAAAAUUUUCUUUUGUUAGGGUGUUUGCAGGGAAAUACAAAAAUACUAUGUGGAACAUGUACGUCGAAGGCUUUGAAGACGAUUUUUAUUGAACUCAUGGGCCUGUAUUCUGAAGUCAGGUUUAACUUAAACUCAGGUUUAAAGGUGUGGUUUAAGUAUGUUACAUAAAUCACUAACAGUAGAGAUAUCAUAUUUCAGCUCAUUUGGCACCCAAAUCAUUCAUAAUUGUAUAGGAAAUAUGAAAAGAUUAUUGUCUUCACCAUCGAUGAAUCAGGGAAGAGCACAGAAAACAUAAAAAACAAACAACUUAAUAAAAAAUUGAUAAUUUUGGCUUCCCAUACUUAAACCACAACUUUAAACCUGAGUUUAAGUUAAACCCGACUUCAGAAUACGGGCUAUUGAAAACUUUUUCAUGGUAUGUUAUACGUGGCUCAGUGGUUGAGCGCCCACCUCAUUGAACGGGAGAGGUCAUGGUUCGAUCCCUGGCCGAGUCAUACCAAAGAUUUACAAAGAUGGGACAUUCUGCCUUCUUGCUAGGCGCUCAGCAUAUUUAGAUUGGGGAAGGGUGAUAAUAAAAUUAUGUAGUAUGCAGGGCCCGCUGGCAGAGCAGUUUCAAAGUGAAGUAGCUACCGUAGCUAAAUAAAACAUUAUUAUAAUUACCAUCAUUAUUAUUAUUAUCGUUAUCAUAUUGAAGGCUUAAAAUCUCAGAUAUUCAUCCAAACGUCUAUGUUUUUAAUAAAUGGUUCUGCUCAUUUUCACAAUACUUGGGCAAAAAAAACCAGUAUUCCAAAGUUAAAACACAAAUUCUCCUCAAUUCAGUGAGGUGUACUGGCAGUUGUUUUUGGAGCAAUCACUCUAAUGAAGUCAAGUAUUGAACAAACUUUGUUUAAAACCAAGCGUAUUAAAUAAUACGAAUCAUUAUACGAUUUGUAAUUCUAAUUUGUAUUUUUCCAUUGUAAUAACCUAAAAUUUCUAUUCAUGUUACUAAGCAUUGCCAAGAUAAUAACUCAGAAUUUGACCUUAUUUGCAUGUAAGAUAGUGAUGUUAUUUGUUGUAAUCGUAAUUCUGUUGUCAUCAGGCCAUCGAUGAAAAACAACUUUCUGCUGAACUUUUGUGUUUAUAUGUUGUAAUAAAUAAACAAAUAAAUAAAUAAAGGUAUCCUUAGUGAAUACUAAAGGUUUACUGCCUAAUGUUAUAUUUACAUCCCCCGUA